AUGGAAGGCCUGAAAGCCUUCGGAACUGACAUUGGAACCAUCGUUCUUCCCACAUACAAAGCGUACGCCCCAUUGUUGUUAAGAAAUGCAGACGCCAUCCGCUCAACAUCACGCGAGACGCACUCAUACGGCCCCCAUCCCCGUCAACACCUUGACGUGUACACGCCUUCUUCAAAAACGACCGGAGACCUCAAGAACUCGGUCCUGGUGUUCCUUUAUGGCGGCGGGCUUGUCCGAGGAGAGAAGAUCAAUCCCAAUUUCGCCGGAGGACUGGUCUACUACAACCUUGGGCACUUCUUUGCUGAGAAACUCCAGAUUCCAGUGGUCAUAGCUGAUUACCGGUUGAUAUCCCAUGAUGCUGUCUUUCCAUCUGGAGGAGCAGAUUUGGCAAAUGCGAUAAACUGGAUCAGCGCGCAUUUUCAGAAGCACCACCCCGAAGGAGUUGAUCUCUUCGUUAUGGGAAAUUCUGCGGGUGGUAUCCACGUCUCGACGUUCCUGCUUGCACCGGAUUUCGCGCCAAAGCGCAGCCAUAUUAUCAAAUCGUCAGGGACGGGAACAAGACUACGGGGCGCGAUCUUGUUGUCCGUGCCGUUCCACUUCCAGCAGGCUGACGCGAGCAGACAAGAGGUUCUUGCGACGUAUUUCAAGGGCGAUCAUCAGUCACUGUCCCCGUAUGGACUCCUGAAAAGCGCGAUCCAGAACAGCUCCAUUGAGGACCUCAAAGACCUGCCAGUACUUUCAAUCACGGGUUCACUAGACCCGGAGGACGAGAUUCUUGUUCCCAACAAGGAUUUCCAAGAAGAAUGGCAGAAGUCCGAGUUGGUCCGGGAUUGCCUACAAGUGGUCACCAUAGAGGGUCAUAACCAUAUCAGCCCAGUCUUAAGUCUAGGUACUGGAGUGGAAGCCGAGGAGGCUUGGGCUCAGCAUGUUGUAGACUUUGUUAAGAAUUCCAUAUCUGGUCGAAGAUAA
Messenger RNA from Exophiala bonariae, 969 nucleotides. RefSeq lists its product as uncharacterized. The transcript has a single exon. Bases 1 to 969 code for a protein of 322 amino acids. The record is from RefSeq and is a predicted model, not a curated record. NCBI's taxonomy places the organism in Eukaryota, Fungi, Ascomycota, Eurotiomycetes, Chaetothyriales, Herpotrichiellaceae. Gene Ontology annotation, molecular function: lipase activity.